Molecule: messenger RNA, 7997 nt
Organism: Bactrocera oleae (olive fruit fly)
Lineage: Eukaryota; Metazoa; Arthropoda; Insecta; Diptera; Tephritidae
Product: ecdysone-induced protein 78C
Cellular component (GO): nucleus
Source: RefSeq, a predicted model, not a curated record
AUUUUAUUUUGAAAAAAUAUUAAAGUUUUACAUAUUACCAAUAUUUUUGGGACAACAUCUUCAAAAAUUAAAAGCAAAUAGCAAUAUGCAACCACUUUCCCGUCGAAUGCCAAUAGAAACUCUACAUUCUCUGCUGCUGAACAAACUGGCAGCCCCUAUGUAGUAGAUUUUUAACAUAACUUCCCCGCUAGGACGGUCUGGCAACUCCGAACUCGCUGUCUUGCUGGUUCUGACAAUUUAUUGUCAAUUCAAUUUUGUUCUAUCAUCCGUGUGCGUCACAAUAUGUUUGUCUUUCGUUAAAUAGAGUCAAAAAGUAGUCGAUUGUACGUAAAGUGCCGACUAGAGUUAAAAGGGCGGUAAAAUGGGGAAUUGUGCCUACUUUUUUUUGGUAUUUGGUACGGGUUGCCUUCUAAUGUUUUACUAAUAAAACGGCCAACAUAGCACAGAAUCCAUAAAACAAUAAAACAUCUUACCGAAAGUCCAAGUGCGAUGUGAAAACCUCUAUUAUAUUAUGACAGCUUAUAAGAGAACUUUGUAGGUACAUAUUUGCUUUCCCUAUCUCGGCUACCGUCGUCGUUGACGUUUAUUCUGAGCAGCAUCAAAUCGAAACAGCAGCGCUAGCAGCAAAUUGUUUCGCUUGAACCGCGAGCGCAGAGGGUCGAAUGGUCGCCGUGCAUAACGUCGUCGCCUCGCUACGAUUCAUAUACUAGACCAAAUAUGUUUUUAAUUAAAAACAGAAAACCAGCGAUAAGUAGCAGCUGCAGCAAAAUGCUGUAACCAAACUGGACAAAAGCGGGUAGUUUAUUGUGCAAAAGUAGACGAGAAUAGUAGACGAACGAAAAAUCCAACAAAUUUUGUGAAAACUUACUUGAGUCUUUACGAAAAUUUAAUAUUUUUAAUGGCUUGUUUUAAUUCGAGUUAACGACGGCCCCAAAUUGCAUAACACCAAUUGUGUAUAUGUGCGUAAGUGUCAGUGCGUGUUUGUGUGUUGGUGAAUACGCUGCAGCAGUGGUGGAAAUAUAAAAGGCAACAAAGCUUGUAAAUUGUGUUGAAUGGCGUAAACUGAAGCAAGAAUGGAGCAGACGUAUUGAGAGUGAAGGGAGAAGUAAGCUACCUAAACUAAAUAGAAGAAGGUCGAUAUUGAAAUCCGUCCAAAAAAAUAAUGAACGCAGUGCUGUAUCUUUACGGAGGACAUGAGCAUUAAAGAGUUUUAUAAAUAAGUACGCUCUAAAAUAGAAGUUAAAUAUUUUACACUUGAAGUAUUUUAUUUCUAUCGUUUUGUGCUGAUAAAUUGCGUUUAAUAACGCACAUCAAUUUAAUUUUUGCCCGAUGCUUUUAGUUACUAAGGCAUGCGACUCAGUUACUACAUUAUGAAUAACUACAAUAUAUGCGAAUCGACAAUAAUUUCCCUAAUUAAUGUCUUUUAGUGUAUACACUGUAUAUUUAAUCGACUCAUACAAUUUUAUAAUAAAUCGCGUAUUGAAACAGUUUGUUAGUUCCCACCGGCAUAAAUGACAGGUUGUAAAUAGAGUUGUCCUCGUUUUUAUUCACUAUCGAGAUUAAAGAUUGUUGAAAACGGAUAAUAAAAGAGUUGGCUCAGAAUCGUUUUGAAAUAUUCAGCCAUACCAUAUAUAUAAAUGGUAAAUAAUAGCAAAAUAAAGGAUCAAGGCGAAAUGACCUGAGAAGUAAACAUCCAAGCAGCAAUCUAAAACCCAAUACAGCCGAUACACAGCAGUAUACUUGAAUAAACAAAGUCGAAUUUAUUCACCAUCCUAUCGUACCCACAACAAUCGAUGCUGUCGUCGUUUCAGCCAGCGCACUUCGUUGGUCAAGAAAAAGUCCACGCAGACAGCGUUGAUGGGAAAAAGUGAACGAAAGAAUUGGUGUGGGGUGUAUAAGUCAUAUCUCGACAGAAACAUACUUAGUUAUAUAUUUAAGUAUUAAAACUUUACGCAAAGUAGAAAGCAGGUCUUUUUGUUAUAAAAAUUAAUCGAAAAAUAUUUACAAACGUAACCUAUCAGUAUUGCAUCAAUCAACUCGGUGAUCAUGAGAGUGAACAGCAUAGAAAGUGUGGUGUGACGAGUGAAUAUUAAGCUAUCAAGUGUGUGUAAGAGAGUGAAGGAGUGCAAGUAAAUAUAGUGUGGUGAAAAAUAACUAACUAUUACACAAAACGAAAAGGGUAAACGAGUGAGCAGGUGCGUUCCAUUAAUUCACAUUUUUCGAAUAUCUGCGUUCUCGUUCGUAUGUGUGCAAUAUUUGUAUUAUUUGCUUUCCACGGAAGAAAUUGCUCUGAAGUUGAAUAAGCCGUGCCGCUGAAUAAGCGUUUCGCUGUGUUUAUCUGAUUGAUUGUAUGCACCAGCUGUUAAACAGAGCCAGCAAACAACCCAUCAGCUAGCGGAAGAGGAGGGCAGAGCAGAGCUGCUUAGCGAGCGACAUUUAUAUUCAUCGGUCAAAUCGGUCGGGAUAUGGCCGUGUUCUUAAUAAACAUCUGCAAAUUUAAUGGCUGCGGCAUAACAUUUCCUAGUUUAGGAGAUUUAAUACAACAUAUUGAGGACACGCAUAUCGACUAUGAUCCUAAAGUGGUCGAACAAAAAGAGCAGGCACAGCCUGCAUGCUUACCGCUGAGCUAUGUAUUGCGCUUUAUAUCGGAAGAUGCACGUAAGGAGAGUCCGUUUCUAUCCGCCAAUACGUCGGGCGUUGAACUCAAACGGAAGCUGGCGAUCAAACAUCACAGUUACAGUAUGUCGUCGUCAAAUCGCAGCAAUACGCCCACUGGUAGUGAAAUGGACGAUGACGAAAUGGUUGUUUCGGAGUCAGAGGAUAGCAAUGAUUCUUGGACAACCGAAGAAUUCAGCUCCGAAUUCAUAAUGCGUUAUGGGAGCAGGCAUUCCGGUACCGGCAGCAAUGGCACACCAGGCAAUGAGAAACCGUUUGCGUGUCCCGUGCCUGGUUGUAAAAAGCGUUACAAGAACGUCAACGGCAUCAAGUAUCACUCGAAGAAUGGCCACAAAAAAGACGGGAAAGUCCGCAAAGGCUACAAGUGUCACUGCGGUAAAAGCUACAAAACUGCUCAAGGCUUGAAGAACCAUGCGUUGGUGUCACAUAAUUCAUCGCCAGAGAGCGUCUUGAGCGCACAACAUGUAGCUAAUAUAACAACUACUAGCAACGGCACAGGCGUCAAUGCGUCAGGCAUCAUUUUGCAACGCAGCAGCUCGCCCUCACAAUCGUUAGGUUCACUCAGUCCAUCCAGUAUCAGCAAUAUGUCGAGUAGCGCCAGUAGCUGUCAGGGCAGUGCCAGUGGCAACACUUACAACGGCAACAGUAAUUCUGCUGGUAAUAAUGGUGGCAGCAACUCCACUAGUUCUGUUGUCACAACUAAUGUGUUGCAACAAUUGACGAACGGUUCACUUGGCAAUGGAAGUCCCAAUGUUGUUGCCACCACAAAUGGUGUUGGUCUCAACUUACAUCAUCACCAACAUCACCAACCACAGCAGCAGCAACAUCAGUUCAGCAGUCAGCAGCAACCACAAUUGCAAAGUAUUGGAACGUCGGCAACAGUAUCAUCAGGUAACAAUAACAAUUUAGUGCGCAGCAGUAGCAGUGGCAACACUACUGGCAUUAAUGGCAGCGGCCUACUGGCAACGCCAACAGCAACCAAAACUGCGACUGCAGCUACCAACUUGUUGGCCGCUAACGCAACGGCCAGUAAGAUCCUUAAAUUGGCCACAAAUGCAGCGGCUCAGGCUGCAGCAGCUGCAGCCGCAGCUAAUGUUGUCGGUUCAGUUGAUAUCAUUGCACAGCAGCAGCACAAACUGCAGGCAAUCGUUGAUAAAGUACAAUCGAAGCAGCAACAAUCUACAACAUCGAAAAUUGCGCUGCCGAAUCUUGUUAAUUUAGGCAUUCUCACACCAGCUACGUCGCCUACAAAAACACCCAUACAGACGCUAACAUUUACACAACAACAACAACAGCUACAACAGACACAGACUACCCAUAAUCUUCCUUUGACACCCAUCAGUCCAAGUGGGCCGACACUUAUCCAACAACAACAACAACAGCAACAUCAACAAAAGAGCAUUUCCCUGUCGACUGGUACGCUGUUGCAUCACCAUCAGCAACAACAGCAACAUAAGAAAACGCCUCAUAUAAUUGGUAGCAUUCACCUGUCGGGUGUAUCCACAUCAACUUCAACGUCCACAUCUUCAUCAAAUGCCAAUAUAAAUAUCAAUAACAGCAAUAAUGGCACUAUGACAAAUGUUGCUAACGCCAAUGGUGUCGGUGUUGCUGCUGCUACAGUGGGUAAUGGUGUUGUUGCUGGCGCUGGUGUUGCAGGCAUGACGAACGCGAUUGUUGCUGCUGCUUCUGCUCCUGCUGACGCAGUGGUAGGCGUUCUCAACGAUGAAACGUAGCCUAUACUAAAGACACUACUAAUGCGACGUGAAUUUAAAUAAAAUAGAUGGGGAAUAUUCAUUUUUUAGUAAAGUAAAAAAAAAAUAACGACAUUUGCACAAAGCUAAUGAAAAGGCUAACCAUAUUUGGUGUAUUGGCUUAUUAUAGGCACACAGAAUACCUAAGUAAAUGGCUGUCGUCUGUCAUUGUAGGGAAAUAUUUUCUCUAACAUACAAACACGCCAGAAUACUUCAAAAAUAUUUGUCAGUUCCUUAAAAGAGUUAAAGCUGCGACUUUUCAGCGCAAAAUUUGUUAUUUCUGCGUAACCAGACGUAUUCUUAAAAACAUUGUGAGUACGUGGAAGCACCUAGAGAAUUAAUUGCUAAUGCAUUGCAUAAUAUUGUUUAGAGAAGUGCAACAUACGCUUACUCUUUAUAAUUUGUUGUGUAUGUUCGCUUAGGCAAAAACUUGCUCUGUUCCGUCUUUUUUUAUCCAACUAUUCAUAUUAUAAAAGGUUAGAUUAGUGGAGCGAAAUUUUCUUAUUAUCUACAUUCGACGAAAAUAUUAGAGUUGGUAAACAGCACAACUUAUUGAGCCAGUUGAAUAUACAAGUAAAAUUCUGUAUUUUGGUUAUGAAUGCAAUUGCAAUCUCCUGGUGCGCCAAUAUAAUAAGAUUAGCAUAUAUACUUUCCCUCUUUGUUUAUUUCAACUCCUGUGAAUAGGGAAGGUUCCUAAUGAAAUAAUUCCCAAAAUUCGAAAUUAUACAGCAUUUAUUUAAUGAAAAAUAUCGCAAAUACGAUAUAAAUCUCACAUACAUAAACUAUAAAAAUGAAAUACACUGUUGCAAUUAAAUGUUGGUGUAUUUAAUAUUCUGCAAUGCUUGUACUCUGCACUCGAACAAAUAUAUCUAUGGUAUAACGAAAGAAUGCUUUGAAAUUAUUAAAAAUGAUAUAUUUACUAUUUCUAUUUAUAAAAUGUAUAUGUAUAUAUAUACAUACAUGUGUAACAAUAUAUAGCAUUAGUUAGUGGCAACCUUCAAGUAUCCUUGUAAAUUUAGACUGCUGCGAUUUAUUUUAGAAUUUAAAUUAUUUUGUAUAUUUUAGUUGGUUCGUGCAAUACUACUCUUUAUAAAUAAUUUACGUAGUUAAUUAUUAUUAUUUUGUACUCAUUUUUGUGUAUAUUUUAUACUGAUUUUCUGAACUAUAUUGUAUUGUUUUGAUAACUGCUGAUCUCCUAUUCAAAUUAAAAAUUAAAUAUAAAAAAUUCUAUACCAAUUACAUAUAUAAAGUAAAGUUCAUGCUUUAUUUGAUUUUGGAAUAGUAAACAACAGAUGUUAGUUAAUUUCUCUUAAAGUCUUAUUUAACGCCUGGUUUUACAAUGAGGUGAAGGCCACUUGUAAUUUCAAUUUGAAAUAAAUUCGAAGUUAGAGUAUCCAACAAAGAGAGACUAUACCGGUUUUGAAAACGAACAAUUACACGAAAAUAGAAUUUCGCGAAGAUAUUGUAGCAAAAAAUUAUACAUUGGUAGUUUUAUCAGGAUCUACAAACAAUUUUUAGUACCAAUGCUUACAUACAUUAUACAAUACACAUAUAUUUGUGCUGAUAUAACUUACAAUCGGUGCAUGUAGGCUUGACAUCAAAUAUAAAAUAUAUUUAAAUGAAUAAAAAUCAUUUAUUAUUUUCAUUCCAUCGUUAUUCAAAAUACUUUCCAUUUUAGAGAAUAUUUUGUUUACAAAUAGAUUGACUCUCUACAUUAUGCAUAUAUUAUAUUAAAGAAAAAAUCGUAGGAUAGUCAAAUAUUCAAUGUUUUCUUAUUUUUUUUUAUUAUGUUAUUUAAUUAGGGAUCUCCUUUGAGGAUAUGAUCAACUAGUGUAAACGUCAACAGUAUUAUAUAAACAUUAUUAAUGUAACUUUUGUUUAGUAUUUGUAUUAAUUAAUAAUUAAUUUUAAAUUAAAGCAAUUUAUUUUGCAUUGAACGUUUUAAAAUCAGUAAAGCCGUCGAUAUUUCUUAAUGUCGUUGCUAUUGCAGGUCGACGGACCAAAGAUUUUGUGGGAUUUCAAAUAUCAAAAAUAUCAAUACUUAAUAAUUGCAAAUUAAAUAGUAAAAAUGUCGAGUUCUAUGACACAAAAAAAAUCUUCCACUUUUCUAUUCCGCAUUCCUAGUGUUUUGUAUAUACAUAUGUAUAUGCUCCUUUCUAGUCUUUGUCUCUCAAAUGUUUUUUAAAAUUUAUUUUUUCUUUUUUAUUUUUGGUUUACUUUUAUUUCUAUUCUCUUUCUCUCUCCUUCUCUUUUGUUGUUUAUAGAACAAAUGAAUGCAAGUAACUCCGCAUGCAUGCCAUUCAAUGGGCAACUGCUCACUGCAGCUUCGUCGAUCGCCAAUGUCAACAACACAGCAGUCAAUAGUCGUAUCUCUGCUGCAGUCAUCGGGGCACCUCCGGUGGCCACUGUGGCAGUCAGCGUUAAUGUCACACCAAUGAAUGCUGCCGCCGCUGCCCAUAGCAAUACGGUUACGCCCAUUUUCGGCACCUCGCCCAUGAUUUCACCCACUUUCAUCGAGCAUAAAUACUCAGCAAACACGUUCAAACAGAGAUUUUUGGCGAACCUUCGUGCCAAUCAUGGCGGUGUGAGUAAAACACAUUUAAACAACAAUAACGGCAGCAGCAACAGCAAUAAACCCGACAAUAAACAUUCGAUCGGUAAAAAUACAACCAGUAAUAGCUGCGACAACACCAAUGGCGAUAAUAUUAAUGCAAAUGCAAUUAGAAAUGAUAACGCAGCUGCCGGCGGAGGUUUGGUGGUCAAUCACUGUUCGAAUGUCCCAGUCCCUGUAGUGGGUAUUGAUGAUUUGUGCUCUAUACAGCAGCAAUUGAGUGAAAACUAUAAUAAAAAUGCAAUGUAUCCAAGGACAAUUAAUUGAACGCUUCCGUUUCUCAGAAAGGAGUAUUUCGUAAAAUAGAUGCAUAUGUACAUAUACAUAUAUAUAUUGUACAUAGUUAUUAAAAUAUUUGUACAUGCAUAAGCGUGAAUAUUUGGCUGUGAUGUUAUUGUUUAAGACUGCGGAAAGGCAAAAUGGCGACAUGAAAUAAUCGGAAAAUUAUUGAAUUGAAAAAUUAGCAACAACGAAGGAGAGAGAUGGAAAAAUUUGGGAAAAGGCAGCACACUAGGAGGGAGUUUUGGAGAUCUUUGCUGAGGGCUUGGAGGUAAAACGAACAUUUCCCAACAUAUAUUUUGGUUCUGUCUGAUCUUUUUUUUAUAGUUAAAAUGUUUUGUUUAAACUUCAGUUUCUAAGUUUCUUUUUUUUCCUAUCUUUGCCUUUCGCGUCUUGAAUUCAUAAAAUGUGCAUUUGAAGCUGCCCGUAAUUGCAAUAAAAUAAAUUGUUAAUUGCUUACUUUUAUUGUUACUAAAUGUUCUGGCACGGGAUUUGUCCAAUUGCAGGAGAAACUUUAAGUUGUUCAUUAAAGACAGAGUUGGGUAAAGCAUAAUCAUUAUUCUCCAAUAUUUAUAAAACAGUUUUGAAAAGUAAAAAGAAAGUUAAAUUAAGAACUAAGUUAUUAUGUACGAGAAUAGUAAAAAUAUAGUUGGUCGUGAGGUUCGCGUCAACCAGAAAAA